GUUUAUGGAUGGCCUACAAUGACGAGCGGCAGACCGCGACGGGCAAGGCAGCCGGGAAGUUUCCGCCGCUACGCUCCGGCCUCGGACCCUCCCCAUCUCCAUCUACAUUGCCCAUACGGACCAAACUCCACCUCCAUUAAACAAAACAAUGGCGCAUGCCCGAGGCCAAGGCGGCCAGCAUAUAGAACAAGUCCGCCUUGUUGUUUACACCGGCCAUGUGGCACGCCUCCACGCCGCGCCGGCCGUCCUUGGCUCCUACAUAACGCCCCUCCACUGCUCUCACUCCCUUUGAUGUCUUCUUCCCCCACCACAAGCUCCACCAACAACUCGCCAUUGCCGCUGCACUAGCCUGCUGCUAGCUGGUAGCUCUAUCUACGGCAGCAAGCGAGGAGAGCGCGUGAAGGGGUCGAGAUGGACCGGCUGGUGAUCCCGGAGCCGACGAACGAGGUGGUGGUGCGGGUGGAGCCGGGGCGGCCGGCCAGGGGGGAGCUCACGCUGCGCAACGCCAUGCACACCAUGCCCGUCGCCUUCCGCCUGCAGCCGGCCGUCAGGGGCCGCUUCGCCGUGCGCCCGCACACCGGGAUCCUGGCGCCGCUCGCCGCGGUCACCGUUGAGGUGCUCUACAUGGCCUCCGAGGCGCCCGACGGGCCCGGCGGGGGAGGCAGCCGCGGGGAGGACGCCUUCCUGCUGCACAGCGUGGUGGCGCCCGGCGCCUCUGUCAGGGAGCCCGUCUCCGCGCUCGACUCGGUGAACCCUGAGUGGUUCUCCGCGAGGAAGAAGCAGGUGUUUGUCGACAGCGGCAUCCGGGCGUCCUUCGUGGGCGCCGAGGUCGCGGCGCGCCUCGUCGCCACCGGGGCCGUGGAGGCGCUCAGGGAGGUGCUCGACCGCAGCGACCCCGCGUGGCGCGCCGCGGACGCCGCCGACGAGUCCGGGAGCACGCUGCUCGACCUCGCGGUGGGCCUCGGCCGCGCGGACAUCGUGCAGGUGCUCCUCGAGUACGGCGCCGACGCCGACAAGCCCAGCCGCGGACGGACACCCCUCGAGAUCGCAGCGGCGUCCGGCGAGUGCCUCAUCGCGGAGCUCCUCCUCGCCAACGGAGCCAAGCACGCCGGCUCCGACGCGCUCCACGUGGCCGCCGCGGCGGGACACGACGAUGUCUUGAAGCUGCUUCUUGGAAAGCCCGCGCCUGCUUCUCCCGGCUCCUCCUCCUCAGCUUCCUUCUCCGGUUCCUUCACGUCCAUCGACGCGGCAGGGAGGGAGGGCAAGACCCCACUGCGGCUGGCGGCGGAGGGUGGCCGGCGGGAAGCGGUGAAGGCGCUCCUGGCGGCCGGCGCGAGGGCCGACGCGAGGUGCGGCACGGAUGGCGGCACCGCCCUCCACGCCGCGGCGAGGCGGGGCGACGAGGCCGUGGCCCGCCUGAUCCUGGCGCACGGCGUGGCCGGCACGGCCUCGGUGCGCGACGCGAAAGGGAAGACGGCCUACGAGACCGCGGCCGAGGAGGGCCACACCGGGCGGAUCAUGGACUUCCUAGGGCUCGGCGAGGCGAUCCUGGCGGCCGCGCGCAAGGGCGAGGCCCGGGCCGUCCGUCGGGCCGCGGACGGCGGCGCGUCCGUGGAAGGGCGGGACGCGCACGGGUGGACGCCGCUGAUGCGCGCCGCGUUCAAGGGGCGCGCCGACGCGGUUCGCGACCUCAUCGAGCGGGGCGUCGACUUGGAGGCGUGCGACGCCGAGGGCUACACGGCGCUGCACUGCGCCGCCGAGGCGGGGCGCUCGGACGUGGUGGACAUCCUCCUAAAGGCCGGGGCCAACGCCAGGGCAGCGACGACGAAGGGGAGGACGGCCGCAGCCUCCGCGGCGGUCACGGGCAAGGCCAAGGUGGUGCGGCUGCUGGAGAAGGCCGGCGGGGUCGGGCGGAAGGGCGCCGGUGAGAAGGCGGCGCCGGCGGUGGCCAAGGGCGGGAGCAUGGACAGGCGACGGAGGGGGAGGAAGGGAAGCAGUGGCGCCAUACGGUUCGGUGGCGGGAAGGAGGGGUACGAAGCCGCCACGGUCACCGUCGGGUGGUCCCACUAGCGGUUGGUAAACUUUGGGGGUUUUGGUUGAAAAAAUGAAAUGGCCCGUCGAGAGAAAAUGCAUGGGAGGUUUUUUAAUUUGUUUUCAAGGCACCGAUGUGUUUUUACCGUGGUACUCUAGUGUAAUGUAUACACUUUGUAUAAAUGGAAUUGUUCAAAGGUUUCAUUGCUCGCAUGUUGCAAUAAGAUGAUGCUUGUCUUUA
Molecule: messenger RNA, 2272 nt
Organism: Aegilops tauschii subsp. strangulata
Lineage: Eukaryota; Viridiplantae; Streptophyta; Magnoliopsida; Poales; Poaceae
Product: protein VAPYRIN
Molecular function (GO): protein binding
Source: RefSeq, a predicted model, not a curated record